UGGAAGAAAUCUGCAUGACGGGAUGGGUACCGAAGUCGGACUUAGGAAACGAGCUGAUCGCUUUUGCUAUGCGCAAGGAACUGCUUCUCCUGACUCUGGAAAACUUACUUGUCUUCGAACACGAGAGCAAGAAGCUAACAAAGCCCUCCAGGAAAAAGGAGGAUCGUUGGUCCAGCGUGGUGGACAUCGGCUCUGCUCAAGACUCGUAUCCUCUUUAA
Thamnophis sirtalis is the source of this 218-nucleotide messenger RNA. The record is from RefSeq and is a predicted model, not a curated record. Lineage: Eukaryota; Metazoa; Chordata; Lepidosauria; Squamata; Natricidae.